CCCGCCAACCCGGAGACGAUGCGGGGCGCGGACGACCUCGCGAGGAUGUCGCACCUCAACGAACCGGCCAUCCUCCGCGCCCUCGAGGAAAGGUACGAGAAGGACGCCAUCUACACGAGCGCCGGGAACGUGCUCAUCGCGGUCAACCCUUUCAAACCCAUGGACGCGAUGUACGGCGAAGAACAGCGCGCGAUGUACGGCGAAGAACGGCCGGGGGGCUCGGACGAUCGAACGACGCCGCCGCCGACGCCGCCGCCGCACGUCUUCGCGGUCGCCGCGCGGGCGUACGCGGAGAUGACGUCCAAGGGGAAGGAUCAGGCGCUCGUCGUCGGCGGCGAGUCCGGCGCGGGCAAGACCGAGACGACGAAGAUCGCGAUGAGGUACCUCGCCGGCGUCGCCGGGACCGGGCGAGCGGCGUCGUCCGGCGACGGAUCGCGCGCCGGCGUCGGCGUCGAGGAGCGCAUCCUCCGCACGAACCCAAUCUUAGAAUCCUUCGGCAACGCAAAGACGGAGAGAAACGACAACAGCUCGCGGUUCGGCAAGCUCAUCGACAUCGACUUCGGCGUCGACGGCGCGAUGAUAGGCGCGCGGAUACGCACCUACCUGCUCGAGAAAAGCCGCGUCGUGGCGCCCGCAAACGGCGAACGCUCCUACCACGUCUUCUACCGCCUCUGCGCGGGCGCGAACGACGAGGAACGAGCCGAGCUCUCCGUCCCUCGCGAUCCGCUCGAGUUUGAGUACCUCGCCAAGUCCGGCGUCGUGGACGUCGACGGCGUGGACGAUAAACGCGAGUGCGACGUGCUGCGCGACGCGUUGCACACCGUGGGCAUCGACGCGGUGGCGCAGAGGGAGAUUUUCCGGGUCGUCGCCGCGGUGCUGUGGCUGGGCAACGUCGAAUUCGUAAAUCGCGAGUUGGACGGGGAGGACGACGCGUGCGGCGUGGCGCCGGGGGAGGGAACGAAAGCGGCGUCCACCGCGGCGAGGCUCCUGGGCGUCCGGGCCGAUGCGCUGUGCGACGCCCUCUGCACGCGGGUGAUGAAGCUCCCGGGGGGCGAGCGUGUGACGGCGAAGCUUCGGGCAGAGCGGGCGGAGGAAGGGAGGGACGCGCUGGCAAAGGCGAUGUACUCGGCGCUCUUCGAUUGGCUCGUCGCGAGAAUCAACGCGAGCUUCACCGCGGACGGGUCGAACGGGUUAAAGAACGGGGUACUACGUACGAAGAGGGCGUCGAUAAGCAUACUGGACAUCUACGGGUUCGAGUUCUUCGAGCACAACUCGUUCGAACAGCUGUGCAUAAACUACGCCAACGAGCGGCUGCAGGCGCAGUUCAACCGACACCUGUUCAAGUUGGAAAAAGAGGAGUACGAGCGCGAGGGGAUCGACGUCGGCGGCGUGACGUUCGAGGAUAACCAGCUCUGCCUGGAUCUCAUAGAGCAGAAACCGGUGGGCGUGCUCUCGUUGCUGGACGAGCAGUGCGCCUUUCCCAAGGCGACGGAUAAAACCUUCGCGGGGAAGCUCGCGAGCGAGGUUAAAAAUCCGCGCUUCUCCGCCGACAAGCGGAACGCGACGCGGUUCACGGUGUCGCAUUACGCCGGCGACGUCGCGUACGACGUGGACGGGUGGCUCGACAAGAACAGGGACGAGUUGCACCCGGAUCUCGCGGCCGUCGUCGGCGACAGCGACAGGUCCAUGACCCAGGCGCUCGCCGCCGUGAUGCGUAAAGCCGACGACGACGCCGCCGGUCGACAAAACUCAUCACUCGAUUCGAGGUUCAAGAGGCAGGGCAAAGGGAAGGACACCGUCGCCAAGCGCUUCAAGACGCAGCUCGCGUCGCUGGUGGCGAGGCUCGAGGAGUGCUCGCCGCACUUCAUCCGCUGCGUCAAGCCCAACGCCGCGCUACGCCCGGGCGAGUUUGAUCACUCCCUGGUUUUGCAGCAGCUGAGGUGCUGCGGCGUGUUGGAGGUUGUCCGAAUCGCCAAAGCCGGGUUCCCGACUCGCUUCGCGCGGCACGAAUUCGCCGAGCGGUUCGGGUUUCUCCUGCCCCCAACAGGCGGAACGAAAGGGGGGCGGGGCGACGCGGAUGCCACGUGUCGCGCCGUGCUCUCGCACUUUGGCGUCCCCUCCGGCGAAUACGCGUUUGGUAAAACAAAGGUGUUUUUCCGCGCCGGUCGCAUAGGCGCGAUGGAGGACGUACGUCAGCGCACCCUCGCCGCGACGCUGGUCGCUCAGAAGCACGCGCGCGGGCGCGCCGCGAGGGCGACGUUCCUGCGCCUUCGCGACGCCGUCGUCGUGGUCCAGGCGCGCGUUCGGGGAGCGAAGGCGCGCCGCGCGUUUCGUUCCCGAGUGCGGGGUUUUCGCGCGGCGAUUGACGUGCAGAGGGUGUUUCGGGGUUUCAUGGCGCGGCGCGUCGCGUCGCGAGAGGCGGCUUCGAUCGUGGCGUGCCAGAUGGCGGCGAGGCGGUGGUGUGCGAGGCGCAAACGCGCGCGCUGUGCCGCUUCCAACGCGGCAAAGGCGCGGGAGGCGGCGGAAGCCUCGCGAGCCGAGGCGGCGGCGUCAAAGGCUGCGGCGGAGGCCAGGCGCAUCGCCGAGAGGGCCACCACCGAACUGAAGGAGGAAAACGAGCGGUUGCGACGGAGGCUCGAGACGCAAACCGCCCUCGCCGAGGAAUCGCGCCAGCGCCUCAUCGCGUCGGAGAGCGAGUGGAGUGAGGAGAUGGCCGCGUUGCAAACCGCGCUCGCCGCCGUCCGAGCCUCGCUCGAGCGCCGACGGGCCGAUGAGGCUGCAGCCCCCGGCCACGAUGACGCCGCCUUUGCCAAGAAAAUUGAUGUGGGCGCCGCCGCCGCUAAAGGAAGGAAACCCCCGUGCGCUAACCCCCGCGCAAAGAAGAUGGCGGAGGCGGCGACGGCGGUGGCUUCGAUGCAGCGGGAGUUUGAGACCCGCGCGCAGGUCUUCGAGGACGACGCCGAGUUCAUCGUGGAGGUGCGCGAGGGUUCCUCCGACGCGGACAUGGACCCGGAGUUCGAGCUCAGGGAGCUGGGCGCGCGGUUCGAGACGUGGAAGAGGGACUUUAAGGAUCGGCUCAAGGAAAUGCGGGCGCUGCUUCGGCAGCUG
Messenger RNA from Micromonas commoda, 3108 nucleotides. RefSeq lists its product with no specific name. Gene Ontology annotation, molecular function: actin filament binding; ATP binding; microfilament motor activity. The record is from RefSeq and is a predicted model, not a curated record. Gene Ontology annotation, cellular component: vesicle; actin cytoskeleton; cytoplasm. The annotation marks the transcript as partial. Gene Ontology annotation, biological process: actin filament organization; vesicle transport along actin filament. The transcript is spliced from 3 exons. Lineage: Eukaryota; Viridiplantae; Chlorophyta; Mamiellophyceae; Mamiellales; Mamiellaceae.